CUCCUUCGCCUUCUCUGCCUGGCGCUGCGGCUGCGGCUCCUCCCGUGGGCCGGUUCCCGCUGUCCCAGCCUAGAAGCUGAGGGCACACCUGCGUAAUUGACCAGCUGGCCAUUGGCACCGGGAGCCGCAGGGUACGUCCCGGUCCACCCGACUAGGAACCCGGGACCAAAUUGUCCAGCCGCGCUCCUCGUCCCUGGCCCCGGAGGGCGUCCGGUUGGCGAGCCGCGAUCCGGCCCUUCCUGGCCGACGACUCAGCCAGAGCCCGCGCCCAGACACAGAUGUGGUAACGUAAACGAAGGGGUCUAGAAGUAAAAUAAAUGUCAGUGGAAAGGAGAGCUACCAUCACCAAGGUCAUUCCUGGCCAGGAGGAAGUUCAGGAUCCUUUGCCCUUUUGAAAUGAGAGAGACUAGAGGAAAAAAAAAGUGCCGAGGGGCUAAAGUAUGAUGAAGUUGAAACUUGCCAAAAUACAGUGAAAUCACUUUCAGAGUUAAAAGACUAUUAAGAACACAAGAUGGGGACUCCUGGUUCUGGAAGAAAAAGAACACCUGUGAAAGACCGAUUUUCUGCAGAAGAUGAGGCUUUGAGUAACAUUGCCAGAGAGGCAGAGGCAAGACUGGCAGCAAAACGGGCUGCCAGGGCAGAAGCAAGAGAUAUACGCAUGAGAGAACUGGAACGACAACAAAAAGAGCACUCUCAUCAUUCCUUUGAUCGGAAAUGGGGACAGAUUCAUAAGUGGCUGGAAGAUUCGGAAAGGGCCAGGUAUUCUCACCGGUCCAGUCGUCAUCGUCCUUAUCUGGGAGAUGAGGAUGCAUUGUCCAUUCGAAGUGUUGGCAGUCACAGGUAUGAUGUGCUCAAGGAUAGACCAUCAAGACUUUCAUCAUUAAAUCAUUCUUAUAGUCACUCUUACGGAACAAAGAAGAGAUCUUCUGGUUCUCAUAAAGACCUGCUGAGUGGCCUUUACUUUGACCAGAGAAAUUAUAGCUGUCUUAGACAUAGCAAACCCUCCUCUGCCUACUACUGUCGGCAGUCUUCUUCCCUGAACAGUGAUCCCCUGGCGAUAUCUAAGAGUUACAGGGUCUCCCCUACUGCAAAUUCUGGUCUGCUGAGAAGUGCCAGUCUGGCAUCAUUGUACAGUGGUGGAUUAUAUGAUCCUUAUGGUUCUCGAACUCCAUCUGAAUACAGUUAUUACUCAUCAAGAACAAGUUCAGCUCGAAGCAGUCCGGUGUUUACCAACGAUGACACCGCAAGCAUUGUGUCUUCUGACCGUGCCAGAUGUGAGCGAAGGGAGAGCGUGGUUUCUGCUGCUGAUUAUUUUAGUCGCUCCAAUCGUAGGGGAAGUGUUGUCUCUGAGGUGGAUGACAUCAGUAUCCCAGAUUUGACCAGUUUGGAUGAAAAAUCUGACAAACAAUAUGCUGAAAAUUACACCAGACCUUCAUCUCGAAAUUCUGCCUCAGCAACAACCCCUCUAAGUGGCAACUCAUCCAGACGAGGAAGUGGGGACACCAGUAGCUUAAUAGAUCCAGACACCUCAUUAAGUGAAUUGCGGGAUAUCUAUGACCUUAAGGACCAGAUACAGGAUGUAGAAGGGAAAUACAUGCAGGGCCUUAAAGAACUAAAGGAGUCUUUGUCUGAAGUAGAAGAAAAAUACAAGAAAGCCAUGGUUUCCAAUGCGCAGUUAGACAAUGAGAAGAACAAUUUGAUCUAUCAAGUAGACACACUCAAGGAUGUUAUUGAAGAGCAAGAGGAACAGAUGGCAGAAUUUUAUAGAGAAAAUGAAGAAAAAUCAAAGGAGUUAGAAAGACAGAAACAUAUGUGUAGCGUGCUGCAACAUAAGAUGAAUGAACUUAAAGAAGGCCUUCGGCAAAGAGAUGAACUUAUUGAGGAGAAUCAGCGCAUGCAGCAGAAACUAGACUCCAUGACAAAAGAGGUGUUUGACCUCCAGGAGACACUUCUUUGGAAAGAUAAAAAAAUUGGGGCCCUAGAGAAACAAAAAGAAUACAUUGCCUGCCUUAGGAAUGAGCGAGAUUUGCUCAGAGAGGAGCUGGCUGACCUGCAGGAGACAGUGAAGACGGGAGAGAAACAUGGCUUAGUUAUAAUUCCCGACGGUACCCCCAAUGGUGAUGUCAGUCAUGAACCAGUGGUUGGAGCCAUUACCGUUGUGUCUCAGGAAGCUGCUCAGGUCUUGGAGUCAGCAGGAGAAGGGCCACUAGAUGUAAGGCUACGAAAACUUGCUGGAGAAAAGGAAGAGCUCCUAUCGCAGCUUAGAAAACUCAAGCUUCAGUUAGAGGAAGAACGGCAGAAGUGCUCCAGGAAUGAUGGUACCAUGGCUGACCUGACGGGACUACAAAAUGGUUCGGACUUGCAAUUCAUUGAAAUGCAGAGAGAUGCCAACAGACAAAUUAGUGAAUACAAAUUUAAGCUUUCAAAAGCAGAACAGGAUAUAACCACUUUGGAGCAAAGUAUUAACCGGCUUGAGGGACAGGUGCUGAGAUAUAAAACUGCUGCUGAGAAUGCUGAGAAAGUAGAAGAUGAACUAAAGGCAGAAAAAAGGAAGCUACAACGAGAGUUACGAACAGCGCUGGACAAGAUUGAGGAGAUGGAGAUGACCAACAGCCACCUGGCCAAGCGCCUGGAGAAGAUGAAGGCCAAUAGGACAGCACUUCUGGCCCAGCAAUAGGGAGGCCACCCUUUGAUGUGGGUGCUUCUCCUUGGGGCCCUGCCCAGAGGAACUGACUUUUUGUUCAUUGACAUAAACCCCUUUCAGUAGUACUGUUUGAGUUUUGUCAUUAAAAUAGCCACCUUUGUAUUUUAUAAUUUAUGGGAGAAUGAAGCAGGUUUGAAUCUUCAUGAAUGAACACUUCGGAUUUUGUUUAUAGUUUGAUUUUUAGACUAAGAAGCAGUCCAUGCUAUUUUUAUUUCCAUAAUUUUAGAAUCACGUUUACUCAACAUUUUCCCCCAACUGCCUCAGUGACUGGCCACUCAGAGGCCUUGGCAUGGGGUCAAGAGGACAGCAAUUCCAUGAGCGCUCACUGAGAUACUUGCUGGAGACCUCAGAAAACACAAGUGCCUUCUCCACGGUGCAAUUCAAACUUCAGUGAUCUCCAGUGGUCAAGACAUUCAUCCUUGAUAUCUGAUAGCAUUUCUAUUUUAGUGAAGAAACAAGUUCACAAGUGGGGAAUCUAUGUUUCACUGAAAUUUAUAUGUUUGGAGGAAAAAGCCUUUUUUGUAAAAUAUUUAAAUUUAUAUAAGAAAAUGUAAGGAAAAAAUAUUGGGAGUGUAUAUAAAACUUGCUUUAUUGCAUGGGGCAGGGGAAGUCCAAGGCCUAAUACUCUUAAAGUAAGAGUAGGGUCCUAUUCUUCAAUAUUAACUGUGCUAUACCUUGUAAAGUAUUUCAUCUGCUGCUUAUUUGUGGAAUGAACCUCAGACAAAACAAAAGGAGGAGGGAAGGACAGGGCAGGCAGGUGGGAAAUCUGCCUAAAGAUUCUUAUUAAACACAUCCUUUUGCCAACCACAA
Nycticebus coucang (slow loris) is the source of this 3514-nucleotide messenger RNA. It is a transcript of the gene LRRFIP2, whose product is annotated as LRR binding FLII interacting protein 2. The transcript has 30 exons. Gene Ontology annotation, biological process: regulation of DNA-templated transcription. The record is from RefSeq and is a predicted model, not a curated record. Lineage: Eukaryota; Metazoa; Chordata; Mammalia; Primates; Lorisidae. The coding region runs from base 512 to 2677 and encodes 721 amino acids.